Molecule: messenger RNA, 1906 nt
Organism: Triticum urartu
Lineage: Eukaryota; Viridiplantae; Streptophyta; Magnoliopsida; Poales; Poaceae
Source: RefSeq, a predicted model, not a curated record
UCAUCCCCGCGUCUACUUUAUCAUCCCCACCAUGCAGCCCGUUCGCAUCUCCUCCCACUGGCGUCGUGUCUCUGUCCUUCUUCUCCAGCCUGGUAGGGAGGGAUCAGGAGGAGGAGGUGGAGGUGCUGGACAUGGAGCGCGGCACUGUGCGGUGCGCGGCCAACUACGCGCCGCUGACGCCGCUCAGCUUCAUCCAGCGCGCCGCGGCCGUCUACGGCGACCGCCCCGCCGUGGUGUACGCGGGGAGGCGGCCAACCACGUGGAGGGAGGCCCGGGACCGGUGCGUCCGCGUGGCCGCCGCGCUCGCCACCCGGUUCGGCGUCGCGCGCGGCGAUGUGGUGGCUGUUCUCAGCCCGAACGUGCCGGCCAUGUACGAGCUACACUUCGCCGUGCCCAUGGCCGGCGCCGUCCUCUGCACGCUCAACACGCGGCACGAUGCGGCCAUGGUGUCCACCCUCCUGAAGCACUCCGAUGCCAAGGUGUUCCUCGUCGAGUCAGGCCUUCUCGGCAUCGGGAGAGACGCGCUACAGCGUCUUGCCGACUCCAGGUCCGGCGCCGCCAGCAUUCCGGUCCUCGUAACCAUCUCCGACGACACCGACUCCAUCGACCCUGACGCCUGCGGAAAUGAGUAUGAGGCUCUCAUCAAGAGUGCCCCUUCGCAUUUCGACAUCCGCUGGCCGGCGAACGAGCUGGACGCCAUCACGCUCAACUACACGUCUGGCACGACGUCGCGGCCCAAGGGCGUGAUCUACAACCACCGGGGCGUGUACCUCAACACCAUCGCCACGGCCCUCGCUUACGACAUCACUCUGAUGCCGAUGUACCUGUGGACGGUGCCCAUGUUCCACGGCAAUGGCUGGAGCAUGACGUGGGCUGUCGCCAUGCAGGGUGGCACCAACAUCUGUCUCCGCCACUUCACGGCGAGGGUCAUCUUCGACAACAUCGCACGACAUGGAGUGACACACAUGGGUGGUGCACCUACGGUUCUCAACAUGAUCGUUAAUUCGCCCGCGGUGGAUCGAAGGCCAUCGUCGGCCGAGACGGUGGUGCGUGUUAUGACGGGCGGCGCGCCGCCCCCGCCCCGCGUCCUGGCUGGAAUGGAGGAGCUUGGCUUCGUGGUAUAUCAUAUAUACGGCCUCACCGAGACGCACGGUGCAGCCACUGUGUGCACGUGGAUGCCGGAGUGGGACGCGCUGCCGGUGGAGGAGCGCGCACGGCUCAAGGCGCGGCAGGGGUUCCAUCACAUAGCGAUGGAGGAUGCCGAUGUCAAGGACCCGACCACCAUGGAGAAUGUGCCGCACGACGGCAAGACGGUGGGCGAGGUGAUGUUCCGUGGCAACACGGUCACGAGUGGGUACUACAAGGAUGUUGAUGCGACCAAAGAGUCCAUGGCGGGAGGGUGGUUGCGCACAGGGGACCUUGCCAUCCGGCACCCAGAAGGGUACAUCCAAGUCAAAGAUAGGGCCAAGGACAUCAUCAUAUCGGGCGGCGAGAACAUCAGCUCGAUAGAGGUGGAGUCCAUAAUCUUUGGCCACCCAGCGGUGCUCGAGGCAGCGGUCGUGGCGAGGCUCGACGACCAUUGGGGGGAGACACCAUGUGCCUUCGUCAAGCUGAAGGAUGGCGCAAGUGCCACAGAAGCAGAGAUCAUAGGCUUCUGUCGGGAGAAGCUGCCACACUACAUGGUGCCCAAGACAGUGGUGUUUGAGGAUUUGCCCAAAGCUUCCACCGGGAAGACACAGAAGUUUGUUCUUCGGGAGAAGGCCGGAGCGAUGGGAAGCCUCACGAAGGCCGGAAACAGCAAAUUGUAGCAUUUGUUGGUGUGGAUGGAAUAUUGUUGUAUUUUUCUUUCACAUCUUGUUGUGUCCUCAUGUAAUAUUAAGGCGGGAGCAACUAGUUAACGAGCACU